Molecule: messenger RNA, 2907 nt
Organism: Euleptes europaea (tarantolino)
Lineage: Eukaryota; Metazoa; Chordata; Lepidosauria; Squamata; Sphaerodactylidae
Gene: ANKRD31
Product: ankyrin repeat domain 31
Exons: 15
Coding region: 1-2907 (968 amino acids)
Molecular function (GO): protein binding
Source: RefSeq, a predicted model, not a curated record
AUGCCAACAAAAAGCUGGCGCAGCACCCCUGUUACAAAAGGGGGCGUUCCCAGACUGAAAGGGGUUAGGAAGCAGCUCCACCUCCUGGAACACUUCCCAGGACACCGACAUGAGGACUUGCACUGGCAGGAUGCCAGCGAGAGGCCAAGCCGGAGUCUGAGGGACGUGCUGCCAAUGCCAUCCAGAUGGCGCAAGCGGCACUAUGCCACGUCCGUGUCAGUUUGCAUGGCGCAAGUGCUCCAUGGGGUCAUUUCAGGUUGGGAAGAUGGCAUCCAAGUGUGGGGGAAGCAAACCACUUCUAAGAAUCAUUUCAAUGACUCAGCAUCUAAUUAUAUAUCACUUUCAAGUAUUAACAGAAGAGAUAUUUUUGGUCAGACAUUAUUGCAUAGAGCUAUUAUACAAGAUGACAUAGAUCGUGUAUGUGCAGUGAUAAAAGCUGGUGCAAAUGUUAAUGCUAAAGACUAUGCAGGCUGGACUGCUCUACAUGAAGCCAGUUUAGCUGGCUGUUUUGAAGCGACAAAUGAACUUUUAAAAGCAGGUGCUGAUGUUAACUGUAAAGGACAUGAACAAGUAACACCAUUGCAUGAUGCAGUUAAAGUGGGUCACUACAAGGUGGCAGAGUUGCUGCUUUCCUAUGGGGCUGAUCCAUUAUUCAAGCAUGAGAAAGGGAAGUGUGCCUUAGAGGAAGCUACUGACAAACAGAUGAGGAAACUAUUGGAAAGUUACAUAGCUAAGUCUACUAGAAGUUCAACAUCAGACUGCUCGCAUUCUAAGGAAAAGGAGGUAGCUUCUUCCAGUCAGCAGCGGUAUACUAGAGCAGAUAGAAUAAACAAAAGAAAUCCUAAAGGAGAAACCUGUUUGCAUUUGGCAGCCAAAAAAGGAAAUUUGUCUUUAGUGAAGUCUUUAAUAGCAUCUGGAGCAUGUGUAAAUGAAAAAGAUAAUGCAGGCUGGAUGGCAAUUCACAAAGCUUCCAUUGGGGGAUUUGUUGAGGUCUUCUCAGAACUACUAAAGGCAGGCGCUGAGGUGAACAACAAGGGUCUGGAUGGUGCAUUGCCAAUUCAUGAUGCUGUUUCAGGCAAUCACUUUGAGGCAGUACGGUUUCUACUGGAUCAUGGUGCAGACCCUAAUGAGAUAGAUAACAGUGGGGGAAAUGCCAUGGAUAAAGCCACCUGUGAUAAAAUGAAAGAACUUCUAAAGUCUUAUGGUGCUACUGAAACCAAAAAGUCCUCUAAGAUGAAUGAUGUUGCUGGUGGAAGAGUGUUACGCCUUCCUCAAUCUAGAAGAACCCGUCAUUGUUAUGAGUGCUACGGAAAGGAUGACCUGUCUGCAUGCUUCAGCACAACUAGACAGAAAAGUAGGACACAUGAAUCUAUCAGUGAAAUAUUGCAGGAUAUAGAAGAGAAGCAGAAUAAACUUUUACUCUUUGAAUUAAGAAGUCAAAGAGAUGCCGAUUUGUAUAUUCAAGAUCUGUCUCAGAUACAGAGUGUUCUGAAUGAAGUGCUUGCCAAACAGAAGUCAGAAAGGGAUGACAUUGCUAAAAAAUACAGAGCUUCUGUGGAAUCUUUUAAACAGGGAGCACUGAGGGAACAGCUGGUUAAGCUUGUUUCCAGACAAAAGAGCCUUCUGCUUAUGGCGCAAAAACAGAAAGAACUAGGCCAGAAAAUACAAAAUUAUAAGAUGGAAAAGAAUGAAUCCUUAAGUUUGGCAAAACAAAUCCUGAGCGCAUCCAUCUCAUGUGAAAGAAACAGCACAAAAGAUGGUACAUCUGAUAAAACACCGCAGUGCCCUGAUGUGGCCAUGGGCAUGGAAUCCAGCUGGGUCAUGGAAAGCAGCUUUUUAGACCAAGAGCACAACCAGUAUCCAAAUGCAUCGCUGGAUGAAGGAAAUGGAAGAGCAGUUAGGCAAAAUGUUGUUGGGCCUCAUAAUGAAGUCUCCAAAAAGAGGGAAUAUACAAUUGAUACAAUAUCAGACCCGGAGUUUUCCAGUGCUGUGGACCAGACAAUGUUGCCUUCAGAACCUGUUUGCCUUAUCCAGACAAAACAAUCACACCGAAAGGAAACUGAUUGUGACUCAAUGGCCCCAGGAAGAAACACACCUCCAGCUGCAGAACCAGUGACCUGUGAACUAAAUAUUUCUGAAGCGACCAACAUUGCUGUCAGUAGUAUCAAUCAGCCACCGGCAUUGGUUUGCAUUAAUGAGACCUUGCAGCAACGUUCAAGUAUAAAUGAGGCUUACCAAACACAAACAAGAAUAGACUUAGAAUCCAUACACAGCCGUCUUGCCACUUCUCAGAAAAAUAUUUAUCCAAACAAUAGAACAUCACUUAAUGCCAACUUAGAACUUAGAGGGAUUGUUUCUGAUGCACCUUCACCAAGCAGGACCAGUCAGGAUUGUUCUAAUUGCUCCACCAGGCAGGAUUCUGAAAAUCAAUUAAACCUCAAACCAAAUAGAAGGAAAAAAACCCAAUUGCUAGAUCUGAUUGAACAAGGAAAGAUUAAGCCAGGAGAUAAUGUUCUAGAAUUCACACUCCAGGAUUCCAAACACAAAGCUAGCCUUUUGGGAAAUGGCAAAGUCAAAACAGGCAACAACACAGUUUACCAGAGUCCAGUUCAAUGGAUUAAAGCACUUUUGGGAAAUGAUAUUUCUGUAAGCUGGAAAUAUGUGUGGAAUAAGGUCACAUACUGUGGAACUCUGUUAUCAAAAAUCGAUGCUGAAGUUCAUAUUCCUAAGGAACCAUUGCAACAAAAAAAGCCAUUUGAACCUCCCUACCAGCCCAUCUCAUCAAAAGAACUCAGAUUUCUUCAAUUUAACGAAAUGGUGUUAAUAGAGGAUGAAGAACUUCUGCCACAACAUGCAAUGGAUCAGUACUGGAACUUGUAUAUCCAUUGUGAAAAUUUUGGAUUUUGA